AAUGCUUGCUUAUUUCUCCAAAAGGUUUUAAAAGCAGAGACACAGGAGCAGAAAAUUUCAGAAUGCCGUCUGAGAGCAUUCAAGAAAUGCGGACAGGCCGGAGGCUUUGUCAGUCCGAUUCUCACCAUGAUGCUGUCCUGGCAGCCUUGAAUCAGCAAAGAAGUGAUGGUGUUCUCUGUGAUGUCACCCUCAUAGCUGAAGAGCAGAAAUUCCAUGCCCACAAGGCUGUCCUAGCAGCAUGCAGUGAUUAUUUCCGAGCAAUGUUCAGUCUUUGUAUGGUGGAAAGUGGAGCUGAUGAAGUGAAUUUACAUGGUGUGACUAGCCUUGGUUUAAAGCAAGCUCUGGAGUUUGCAUACACAGGACAGAUUUUAUUGGAGCCAGGAGUGAUCCAGGAUGUAUUGGCAGCUGGAAGUCAUCUUCAGCUACUGGAGCUCCUCAAUUUAUGUUCCCACUAUCUCAUCCAGGAAUUAAAUAGCUUUAAUUACUUGGAUCUGUACAGACUUGCUGACCUCUUUAAUCUCACUUUGUUGGAGAAGGCAGUGAUCGAUUUUUUAGUGAAACACCUCUCUGAACUCUUGAAGAGUCACCCUGAAGAAGUUCUAACACUGCCUUACUGCCUGCUUCAAGAGGUCCUAAAGAGUGACCAGUUGACGUCCCUAAGUGAAGAGCAAAUCUGGCAGCUAGCCGUGAGGUGGUUGGAACACAACUGCCAUUACCAGUACAUGGAUGAGCUCCUCCAGUACAUCCGUUUUGGUUUAAUGGAUGUGGACACCCUUCACACAGUUGCCCUGUCUCACCCUCUGGUCCAAGCCAGCGAGACAGCCACGGCACUGGUCAAUGAGGCCUUGGAGUACCACCAGAGCAUCUAUGCGCAGCCCGUGUGGCAGACCCGCAGGACCAGACCCCGCUUCCAGUCAGACACGCUCUACAUCAUCGGCGGGAAAAAGCGGGAGGUCUGUAAAGUCAAAGAACUCCGCUACUUCAAUCCCGUUGACCAAGACAACGCGCUGAUAGCAGCCAUAGCCAACUGGAGCGAACUGGAGCCGAUGCCCGUGGGCAGGAGCCACCACUGCGUCGCAGUCAUGGGGGAUUUCCUCUUCGUAGCAGGUGGGGAGGUAGAGCAUCCUACUGGUCGGACAUGCGCAGUGCGCACCGCCUGUCGCUACGAUCCCCGCAGUAACUCUUGGGCCGAGAUUGCGCCCAUGAAAAACUGUCGGGAACAUUUUGUGCUGGGCGCCAUGGAUGAGUAUCUCUACGCUGUAGGAGGCCGGAACGAACUGCGGCAAGUUCUGCCCACAGUGGAGCGAUACUGUCCCAAGAAGAACAAAUGGACUUUUGUGCAGUCCUUUGACCGGUCCCUUUCAUGUCAUGCAGGAUAUGUGGCGGAUGGUCUCCUUUGGAUAUCAGGUGGGGUAACCAAUACUGCACAAUAUCAGAACAGACUAAUGGUGUACGAACCCAAUCAGAAUCAGUGGAUUAGUCGAAGUCCUAUGCCACAGAGAAGAGUGUACCACUCCAUGGCUGCUGUCCAGAGGAAACUGUAUGUUCUUGGGGGCAAUGACUUGGACUAUAAUAAUGAUCGCAUUCUUGUGAGACAUAUAGACUCUUAUAACAUCGACACAGACCAGUGGACACGAUGCAAUUUUAACCUGUUAACUGGUCAAAAUGAAUCAGGAGUUGCUGUCCAUAAUGGAAGAAUAUAUUUAGUUGGUGGCUAUUCGAUUUGGACAAAUGAGCCUCUGGCAUGUAUCCAGGUUUUGGAUGUCAGCAGAGAAGGCAAAGAAGAGGUGUUCUAUGGACCCACACUUCCUUUUGCUUCCAAUGGAAUAGCAGCAUGUUUCCUUCCAGCUCCAUAUUUCACAUGUCCUAACCUCCAGACCCUGCAAGUGCCUCAUCAUAGGAUUGGCAAUGUCUGAGCAUCCCAGAUGUGCUAUUUUAUCCAAGUCAAGAGCAGGAGGAAAGAAAAGCUGAAGCUUGACUAUCCAAUUGACUCUGGGCAUUGAGAAUGGAAAGAGUCAGUGCUCAAUACUUCCUUGUUUUGUUUUAUAUAUCUGUCUUAAUUUAGAUACAUAUUAGUAAAAAAAAAAUCACAAAACUCUUGUCAACUUUCCCUCUUUUAUCACAUGUCAAUAUAUCAUAUGGUACAUACAUUUUUUUAAAAUCAUGGUAUAGCUCAUUGAUAAUCUGUUACUUGCUUGUAUAUGACCCCAUGUGUCUUAAAUACAUUGUUCAUGUGUCUUUCCUGGCUAAUGUUGCCCAGGAUUAUACAAUAUUAUUUUAAUUGUGCAAAUUUAUUUCUUUCUAAUGGCAUCACUGAUUCAACAAAAUAAUGAAUCUUCAGUAUUAAAACUUUUUCACCAUUAAAAAAAAGGCACACAAAAAAACUAUUACUUAUCCCAAUUCAAUAGAGGCUCUGCAUUAUAAUAUGAUAAAUUUUUAAAUGUCAUAUUUUAUUAAAGGUAAUCCAAGAAUAAUAGAAUGGAAGAAGGCUAAGGGAAAAAGGCAUAAAACUCUUGAAUUCUUACCCUAUUUUACACAUUCUGUGACCUUGGGGAAAAAGUACAACCUCUUUCAAAUUUUCAGGUUCCUUAUUGUUUAAGCAGUGUAAUUAUCUCCUUUUUCCAUCCCAAAGGGUGGUUUGAAGAUGAGACAAGCACUGGGAAAGCAUUUUGACCUCUUAAAGAAAAAAAUCUCAUGUAUCCCUAAAUCACAAGAUAUUAUUACUGCUGUUCAGGUUCAUGUAAUUGGGCACAGGAAAUAGAUUAUUUUUAUGUUAACAAUGGCCAGAUCCAACUUGGAAAGUGUAAAGUGUGUAGGAAAAUGUAUAUAAAUCGCCAAAUGAAUAGCAGAUAGUAAUUAGGAUGAAGCGAGUUUACUUCUUCCACCCUAUUCUAACCUUGUACAAAUCCUUGCCUCAAGUAAUAACUGUGGAAUAUCUCUCAUUCAGUGAAAGAUGACAUUUAAGAGCUUAAAAAAAUUAGCUUGCACUAGUUAUAUACCAUAAAGUACUUUAACAAUUUUGAACCUAGAAAAGAUAGUUCUAAGAAUUUAAAAGUUUUCCUACUAAUACUUAAGGGAUUCUUCUUCACCCUCUCCAUCCAUAUUUUAUUAUUAGUACCUUUAAUAAUGAUUUGGAAAUCUCUUUUCAAACCAGAUUUGUGUCUUCUUUAAAUAAAAAUAAAAAAUAAAAGAAACUGCCUUUCACCCCCUUAAACCCUACCAACCAAUUAAAAAACAUUUGAUAUGGAAAUCCAAUAGGUGUAAAGGGAGAGUUUGAUCCAACUAUGAGCCAAUUUGCCUUUAUUAAGAUUUUACUAUGACCCAUUUGUCUCCCAUAUAUUUUAAUUGCUCACUGUUUCAAGACUUCAUUUAAUAGGACACUGGCAUUAUAUUCACAUCAGAAUUUCUUGCACACUCAAGUGAAAGGAGUCAUAUGUUUAAUGAAUCACAUCUUCAAUAACAAUUACUAAGUGCUGUCUGUUUCCUACAAACUACCACGUCAUUAAAAGAACUUUAAAAAGUCAGCUUUUAGAUAUUAUAUGACAUAGUAAUAAAGACAUCAUAUAGUAAGAUAUCUACUAAUUAAAACAUUCUUUUGUUGUUGGGUAAGUAGGGAAAAAAGAGAAACAUCAUAUUUUAGAAAAAAGGACAAAUUAAGUCAAAAGGACUUAUUAUAUGCCAGACUUUCAGAUAAGCACUGGGCAUAUAAAGAUAGCACUCUUCCCCAAAAAGACCCUUUUCUCAAGGAGCUCAGUCUAAUAUGAAAACAAGCCUAAGAACAACUUAAGUUUUACUGUUGCUCUUUAAAGAUAAAAACUCCCAAAAUAUCUCCCUGAGUGACAACUUAAUAAGAAUGAUGACCUAUAUCAUCCCUAGUUGGUCACCAAAGAGAUUCACUGAUACCUUACUAAAGAUGAAAUAUUUCAGAGGAAAUCUGAGCAAGAUUCAAAACAAAAAAAAAAAAUUAGAGUUGAGAAACAAAAGCAAAUUUGGAAUUAGCCUUAAUUAAACAGCAAUUCAACAAACCAUAACAUGAGUACAGCUCCCACGAAUUCCAGUAAAGUGAUACUCCUCUUUGUGUAAUGCAGCACAUAACUUCUUCCUUCCCAUCUCAGGCCUAAGUCCUAGCAUAUUUAUUGCAGGGAAAACAUGAAUAUAAAUUUGCAUUUACUGACAUUAUUUCAAAUGAUAUAGGAGUAUAAGAGGUAGAGAGAUAAAUUUGUGUAGCAAAAGGAAACCAGCCCAGAAUAAUGGACAAGUAGAUGUAAUGAUAGACAAGAAUCCUUAAGUAUUACCCCAAAAAAAAAAAAAAAUUCAAAACCCUGCUAAUCUAUGUACUAUCAGUUUAAGGAUUUAUACUUGAUUAAUGUUAAAAAAAAAACAAAAAACCAGCUAUUUAUUGAGUUUUCUCUGCUACAUGCUUUACCUCUGGCUAAACAAGAUUACAAAGUACAUUCACAUUCUUCUCUUUAAAUCUAAAAAUUCUUGAAAUUCAUAACUUUCCUUUAUCCCAAAUGACUAAUAAAGAUUAAUCAAUUGUAAACAACUUUUGAAACAGCAAGUUUGGGCUCUGUGACCAAAUGAUUCCUCUGAAACAGAUGAGAUACAUAUGUUCCAUUGGUGGGCAUUAUUAAUCUUAAAUUUUUUUAUCUUCAUAGCUUCAAUUUUUGAGUUCAAAAUAAAAGGAAAUUAUAAAAUUUGCAAAAUCUGACGGAUUAAAUUGUGUAAAUAGUAAGUCUACAACUUCUCAUGCAUUAUACAUGAGCUUUUUCUCAUUUCAAAUUAUUCUGUGGUUUUGCAAUUUUUUGCUUUAACAUUUGAAUUGAACUGAAGCCAGCACAAGAUCAGCAUCCAACUUAGUAUUUGUGAGGUACAAGAGAGAAAAGUCUCUCUUAUUGUACCUGGACACAUUUUAUUUCUGAAUAUUUUCUUCAAAUUUUGACCUCAUGAAUAAAAGUUCUUUCCUUUG
Molecule: messenger RNA, 4969 nt
Organism: Sarcophilus harrisii (Tasmanian devil)
Lineage: Eukaryota; Metazoa; Chordata; Mammalia; Dasyuromorphia; Dasyuridae
Gene: KLHL32
Product: kelch like family member 32
Exons: 10
Coding region: 63-1916 (617 amino acids)
Molecular function (GO): protein binding
Source: RefSeq, a predicted model, not a curated record